GCUCGUCUAUCCACCGGUGCUGGUGAGAAAGUCGCGAAGUUUGCCAGAUGCGCGCACCUCGACGGCGCGUCGGGGUUCGGGGACGACCGGUGACCGGAGGACCAGCGCGCUCCAGGAACAGGCGCGUAGGCAACGCCAGAGUCUGUAGAAGAGGCAACACCAAGACUUCCCAAUGAACAACCGAAAGGAAGAUAUGGAAAUCACGUCCCACUACCGGCAGCUGCUUCGCGAGCUCAACGAGCAGAGGCAGCACGGCGUCCUGUGCGACGUGUGCGUCGUGGUGGAAGGCAAGGUCUUCAAGGCCCACAAGAACGUGCUGCUGGGCAGCAGCCGCUACUUCAAGACGCUCUACUGUCAGGUGCAGAAGACGUCUGACCAAGCCACCGUCACCCAUCUGGACAUCGUCACUGCCCAGGGCUUCAAGGCCAUCAUUGACUUCAUGUACUCAGCCCACCUGGCCCUCACCAGCAGGAACGUCAUUGAGGUGAUGUCUGCCGCCAGCUUCCUGCAGAUGACGGACAUUGUGCAGGCCUGCCAUGACUUCAUCAAGGCUGCUCUGGACAUCAGCAUCAAGUCGGACGCUGCUGACGAGCUCGCAGAGUUUGAGAUCGGCGCCCCGGCCGGCAGCAGCACAGAGGCGCUGAUCUCUGCUGUGAUGGCUGGCAGGAGCAUCUCUCCGUGGCUGGCGCGGCGCACAAGCCCCGCCAACUCUUCCGGAGACUCAGCCAUUGCCAGCUGUCACGAGGGGGGCAGCACCUAUGGGAAGGAGGACCAGGAGCCCAAGGCCGAGGGCCCCGACGACGUGUCCUCGCAGUCCCUGUGGCCUGGAGACGUGGGCUACGGGCCUCUGCGCAUCAAGGAGGAACAGAUAUCGCCUCCUCACUAUGGAGGGCGCGAGCUGCCUUCUGCCAAGGACAGCACGAUGCCGAGCUCUGCCUCAGAGCCGGGAGCCGGCGACGGCUGGCAGCCCACGGGCCGCAGGAAGAACCGGAAGAACAAAGAGACGGUGCGGCACAUCACGCAGCAGGUGGAGGAGGGCAGUGGGGCCGGCUCCCCCUCGCCCGCCUUCCUCCCCACGCCCGGGUGGCCCUUCGGCAGCCGGGACUCAAGUGCAGACCUGACUGUCACUGAGGCCAGCAGCUCCGACAGCCGAGGGGAGAGGGCCGAGCUGUACACGCAUGUGGACGAGAGCCUCCUGGGAGAGGCCAGCUGCCUGGGCCCACCCCUGACUCCUGAGAAGGAUGAGGUGCUGCACCAGGCCAGUGCGGUGGCCGGUCUGCGGGCGGCACUCAUGAGUCAGAGCAGCCUGCUGUCUCUGAAGGCCGACGUGCUGGGGGACGACGGCUCCCUGCUGUUCGAGUACCUGCCUAAGGGUGCCCACUCGCUGUCUCUGAAUGAGUUCACGGUGAUCAGGAAGAAGUUCAAGUGCCCCUACUGCAGCUUCUCGGCCAUGCACCAGUGCAUCCUCAAGAGGCACAUGCGUUCCCACACCGGGGAGCGGCCCUACCCCUGUGAGAUCUGCGGGAAGAAGUUCACGCGCCGUGAGCACAUGAAGCGGCACACGCUGGUCCACAGCAAGGACAAGAAGUACGUGUGCAAGGUGUGCAGCCGCGUGUUCAUGUCUGCAGCCAGCGUGGGCAUCAGGCACGGCUCCCGGCGCCACGGUGUGUGUGCCGACUGUGCUGGCCGGGGCGCAGCCGUGCAGUUGGACCAUGGGGGCGGCGAAGGCUCCCCCGAGGCCCUGUUCACUGGUGAUGGGCCCUACUUGGAAGACCCUGAGGACCCGAGAGGGGAGGGUGAGGAGGAGCUGGGAGAGGAUGAGGACGACGACGUGGCAAAGUGGAAGGACGAUGUAGGGCUGGCGCCCGAGGACACGCUGUUGGGGGACGACAAGGAGGACGAGGACUCACCACAGGGCCCCCGCAGCCCCACUGCAGGGCCUGAAAAGGACUUCGCCUGGAUCUCCUAGGCCCUGCCCCGGGGGGCAGGGUCUGAUGGUGGGGUGGUGGCUGCGUCGCUCCAUCCACCUGUGUGUGUGUCUUAGUGGGUCUCAACACCCGACGGCAGGGCUGUGCCCUUCUCAGCCCCUCCUCUGGUCCUCCCUGCAUCCAGUCCCACUCCCACAGACACCGGCCAUGGCCUUGCGGUCAAGGGAGAGCGCCUGCUCCUGCCUGUCCUGGGAUGCCUGGAGUCCCCAGCAGGUGCCUGCAGGUGUGUGCCGGGUCUGGUCUGGGGCUUGCCUCCAGAGCAUCAAAGGAGCCCUGGGUGGCUGGCCAGACCCUGGAUGCAUGAUGGCCAGGCUGGCCAGGGGCAUGAGUGCAUCCUCGAGGCCACAGGUCUGAGUCCAUGUUGAGAGUUUUGCAUACACCGAGCUGCAUCCGUCCGCAGCACUGCUCAAGCCCUGCAGCCAGGUGGCUGCCUGUGACCCCGCAGUGGCCCUUUGCCCUCUUGGCUCCUGCCACACAGUGGCAGCCUGUAGAACCCAGGUCUGGUGCACAGAAAGCCCUGCGAUCCUCUUACCUCUGGGCUUUGGUGCUUAACAAAGCAGCUGCAGAUCCUCGGGAUCCAGGGCUCCAGGUGCUCUCUCUGGUGAUCCCGGAGGCUGGGGCCUGAGGAGGCCGCAGCUCCUCCCAUGCAGGACUCCUCAGUCAGGGAGGAGACCCCUGGCCAGGCUCCCCAUCUCAGGCCCAAAACAGUUCUGCCAUGAGGGCCUCAGCUCUGGGUGCACUUCCUUAGAGAGCCUGGGCCCCUUGUCCACCCUGGGCUUGCUCCAGGGCUCCUGCUGACCCCUCUUGGGACGGGCUGGAGCCGGACUCCUGCCAUCGUUGCUGCUAACACUGGAGGUGGGUGUCCUUGCUGCAGUGUGCUGCUUCACCUCCCUGCCUGGGUAACCAAAUGUUAAAGUAGUUGGAGACAUCGUGAGGUAGCUGCAGAAAAUUCUUAUUUUUUGCAUUGUUUUUCGCACUUGGCAAAACUGCAUAGGGUUGUUUUUCCUUUGGCUUGUGAAGUCCUCCUGCUGUGUUUUGAAGGAGCUUCCCAUGUGUUCUCCUUUUUUCCUGAGUGAAAAGCAAAGGCCCCCAUGGUGGGCAUCUCUGUGCAUCACCCAGCGUUGAGGUCCUGGAGGCAGGCUGCCAGACCCACUCUAGAACAGACGUGGCAGUCUGGGCCCCUCCUCCGGGCUGCUCUGACACCACAACUAAGACAUUCCACCCUCUCCUCCUCCUGUGCACCCUCUCAGGUGAGGUGCAGGCAGGUUGACCACUCCCCACCCUAGGCCAGGGCUCCCUGGGAGCUGAGUGUGAGCACCAACUGAGAGAGAGUUUCUAGUUUCUCCUCCAGACUGCAAGCCAGAUGGCUGUUACCUUUUUCCUGUCACAUCUUCCUCAGUGGAAAAAGGAAAACCCCACAGAACUAUGACUUAGGUCCCAGUGGUCACCUGGAGCACAUCUCCUGAGAACAUUCCCUAAGCACAGCUGUCUGGCAGCUGCUGCCAAGGACACACAGGGUGGGCCUGUGUGGGCGCAGGGACAUGGUGCUGCCCUUGAGGGCCUGUGUACGGGGAGGAGUUGCAGUUCUCUCUCUUGUUUUUUCAAAGUAAAAUCAGCCAGUUUCUACCAGUCACAAGAGGCUGCUCCCCCUGCUGCCAUCCAGCCCUCCUGCGCAUACAUCCCUCCUUGGCAAAGCCAUGAGUUCCUGAGCCAGUCCCUGGCAGAAGCUCAGACCCUCCUACACAGAGCAUGGGGGCCUUGGCUUGUCACCCAUUCUCCCACUGCCAUGGCGGGGUCUGGGGUGCUCCCAGUGGGGCAGUGUGGCUGACCCCCUGAUCAGGGAAGCUCCAGCUGAGCUCCCAGCCCCCUUCAGGGCUCUCAGAACUUUGUACCUUUUCUCCCACUUUUUUAACACCUUUUCUAUACACUGAUUUUCUUACAAGUUGCAUUUGGAAACCAGACCUUUGCUACCAGCCUCUGGGUUUUGUACCGGUCCUCCCUCUCAGGCCAAACUGCCCAGGGCCCCUGGCCCACCUCCCCCAGGCACCUCUGCCUGGCACUCAGGAUGUCUUGCUCUCUGACUGGCUCCCGCUCUGGAUGCCUUUGCUGGCCUAGGGGCAUAUCCUUGAAAUUAUACUGUACCGGAAAACCAAGGGUCCCCAUCUGUCCACCAUCUUCCCCGUCUGCUGUGUGGCAGGUCCGCUGUUCUCAGUUUGCUAGUUGGAGAGUGGAAUUUCAAACCCAGAUGAACACAUCCAUCUCAGGAGGCAUGGAGGGAAAAGACGUAUGUAAUGAAGGUUUUUUUUUUUUUUUAUGUGACUGAUUUUUUUUUUAAUCAAUGUUCAAACUAAUAAAUAUUUUUUUAUGAAGAGGAAAAUAAUGUGUAGAUUACAUUUCACAUUUUGUAUUUUUGUUGUUGUUGUUGUUUGUGUCUGUUUAUACCUUGGUGUUUGCAACACCAAAGUGGAAGAUACAGUCCAUGGUGGUGGGGGUAUGUGAAUAGGGAAACCAUGAUUUUUGUAUGGAGCUCUGGAUCCUGGCCAGGUUGUUUGGACUCUGGGUCUGGGCAAUAGGAUGCUGCCAGGACUCUCCAGGGCCUGACUCGGGACACAGCUAUGCUUCCAACUUUGCACAUCUUCCUUUUUAAGAAAGAAAUCUGAGAAAAUGCAAAACUGGAACUUUUUGCAAUAUUAUGAAAGAUAAUCUUCGGCUCAUUUUGUGACAUGUGCAGCUCUUUAAGAAGCCAUACUUUCUAGUGGUUGUCUUUUGUUUAGAUUCUGUUGUUUCGUACGCGGCCCUUUUAGAACCACUUGUAGUGAGGGUGCUGUGUGUGUGCUUCCCUUAAAUAUUUAUUUUUUUCAACAUGCUUUCAACCUGUCAUCAAAAACAGAAGAGACAAAAAAAAAAAAAA
Messenger RNA from Ictidomys tridecemlineatus (thirteen-lined ground squirrel), 4899 nucleotides. It is a transcript of the gene Zbtb46, whose product is annotated as zinc finger and BTB domain containing 46. Gene Ontology annotation, biological process: regulation of transcription by RNA polymerase II. The record is from RefSeq and is a predicted model, not a curated record. NCBI's taxonomy places the organism in Eukaryota, Metazoa, Chordata, Mammalia, Rodentia, Sciuridae. Gene Ontology annotation, molecular function: DNA-binding transcription factor activity, RNA polymerase II-specific; protein binding; RNA polymerase II cis-regulatory region sequence-specific DNA binding.